Achroia grisella is the source of this 771-nucleotide messenger RNA. RefSeq names its product signal recognition particle 19 kDa protein (gene Srp19). Gene Ontology annotation, cellular component: signal recognition particle, endoplasmic reticulum targeting. The transcript has 4 exons. The record is from RefSeq and is a predicted model, not a curated record. Gene Ontology annotation, biological process: SRP-dependent cotranslational protein targeting to membrane, signal sequence recognition; SRP-dependent cotranslational protein targeting to membrane. NCBI's taxonomy places the organism in Eukaryota, Metazoa, Arthropoda, Insecta, Lepidoptera, Pyralidae. The coding region runs from base 269 to 706 and encodes 145 amino acids. Gene Ontology annotation, molecular function: 7S RNA binding.
UAUUAUACACGUUCGUCUGGUUUAUUAAUUCUUGAAUCUUUAUUGCCAUACGUAGUGUUGUAUGGCUAAUUUAGUUUUUUCUUUUUUUAUUUAUUGUUUUUGCUUUAUUGCAUUACUUGCUUCCAUUUAUUUAUGUCUAGAAUCUAUAAUAACUUCACUAUUACUGACAUUUCAGUACGAUUACGAUACUGCUACAUAUUACAAUUAGAUUAUUCUUUUGCCAAAGUUAGGUGUAGGUGAGCAAAAAAGUGUCUUUAAAACCAACAAUAUGUUGUCUUCCUGGAAUUCAGAUAAAAAACAUAGUGAAAUAGAAAGGUGGAUUUGCAUUUACCCUGCUUAUAUGAAUAGUAAAAAAACACUUGCAGAGGGCCGUAAAUUGCCAAGAGCUUAUUGUGUGGAAAAUCCUACCCAUCAAGAGAUUAGAGAUGUUCUUUUAGCCACAGGUCUACAUGUAGCUGUUGAAAACAAGCUAUAUCCGCGAGAAAGAAGUAAGGAAAUGCUGUAUAGAGGUAGAAUUCGAGUGCAAUUAAAAAAUGAUGAUGGUUCACCUAUUAAAUCCGAGUUCUCUACAAGAGAAUCUGUUAUGAAAUUCAUUGGUGAAUCAAUUCCUAAGCUGAAAACUCGUCAGAAUAGGCCUGCUGAUCAACAACCUCAAACAACAAGCCAAUCUAGUAGUAAGAGUAAGGGCAAGAAAGGACGUCGAUAAUUUUUUUAUAUAUGAUAAACUUAUUAUUUAAUAAAAAAUCUUGUAAUGAGUAUAUAAAUCCAUGA